Messenger RNA from Ceutorhynchus assimilis (cabbage seed weevil), 4216 nucleotides. The record is from the annotation of a GenBank genome assembly. Lineage: Eukaryota; Metazoa; Arthropoda; Insecta; Coleoptera; Curculionidae.
AAACAUUUCACUUCCAUUUCAAUUCCAUUGACGAUUGUUGUGUUGUUGUGAAACCAUCAAAAUCUGCAGUCGUGCGAAAAAUUCCUUCAAAAGUCCAAAGAUGAGCUUCAAAACGAAAGAUUUGGAGAUCGUCUACAGUCUCCGAUGGAAAAAUUUACCCAAACGAGACGACAAGAAGCAAAUGAUGUCGAUUGUUGCAGUUUACGACAUUCCUGCUACCACAUUGAAUUUUGCAGUUUUUAAAAGCUAUUUGCUAAAAAACUCUGGUAUCGCCGAAGACGAUGUCAACGUCUAUUACAUCAUGGAUAAUGGCAAAGAGUACCCAAUCCAAUCUCAAACAGACUUCCAAGUGGCUCUCUACGCAUUCAGACGUAAGGCCCGCGUUGGAGAAGUUAUAAAUCUCCUCUUGGAACGAAUCUCUGAUCAAACUGCGCAAAAAAUGCACAAGCAUUCUAAUGAUGUCGAGACACAAUUCGAUUUAGAACCAACUUCUAUUUCGUCAACUUGUUGUGCUGGCAAUACCGCUCCUGAAUGGUUUCUAGCAGGAUUGGUACAGCUCAAGAAAGAACUGAUGGAAGAAAUUUCUGCUAAUGUUUCAACAGUGAUGGCGCAAACUGUUGCAGAUCUUAAAUCUUCUUGUCCUUAUAGGAUUAAGAGCAAACUUGAGAAGCGUCCCAAGAAGGUUUCAUCUCAUGGAACAGCAAAUGUGUUUGACACAAAAACUCUAAUGAGAUCUUUGAGAUACGACACCAAACUAGACAAAUUAGAACGCAAAGCUACCAAGUACCGCGAAAAACGUUCAGCUUUGCAACACAGAGAGGGCGAAGCUGGAUGUAGCAACGCGCGCAAACUGAGCGCUCUCACAGCUAAACAACGCCUAUUACAAGAAGAAAAACGUCAAAUCGAAGAAGAUUUAGAGAAAAGCGAUGAAGAGACAGUAAUGGAUGCCAAGCCUUUGACCGUACAAACCACCAUACCGCACAUGCUAGGUGGUGAACAUUACAUCCAUGAAUGGAUGGUGGAGAAUACUGGACAGGAUCAAUGGACAAGCCUAACUUCGUUGCAAUACAGUUGGGGCUCUAAGGCAUUGGUAGCUUUGAAAAAAACGAUUGCGGUCCCAUUAUUGAAACCAGGAGAAAAGGGAUUGAUUUCUGUGGCUUUUUAUAUUCCAGAGCAGCCAGGUCAAUACGAGUCCUAUUGGCAAUUUAUGCAUAAAGGACGCCGUUUUGGACAUUGGCUUGGGGUUCGUUUCAUUGUUGAUCCCUUCGAUUUGAAAAUUCCUGCUGACAAGGAAAACACUGUUCAAUUUAAAACUUCCGAAGCCAGGAAUUCGGCUGAAGCCCUGAAACCCUACUAUGAUUCCAUGGAUAUGAUUGCCAAGCAGGAGAAAAUUUUGAAGAAUGCGGCUGAUGAUUUGGCCGCUUUUCUCUCAACUGAAGAUGAAGAUCAGGUGAAACACUCUUUCACUUCAUCUGCAGAGGAUUCAGAUUGUAGUUGGACUUCAGAAACACAACGCCGACUUGUUGCAAAAGUGGAUAUGCAAAUCGAUGUACCAAUUCCUCAAUGCUUUGUUGUAGACUCACCUGAAAAACUUGAACCUACUCCCAGUACAUCUGCAAUAAAAAAAUCAGAUAGUUUCGAUGAUAAUAACAAUAAUGAUUCUGCUUCGGGAUGUACUAUUAAAAUAACAGAUGAUGAGUUGGAAAAUAUGGUUUUUGUUACUUUUCCUAAGGAUGAGUAUGCUAAAGGUGGCUUUAUUAACGUACACGUUGAUGGACAAAAAGUCCUCAUUCCAGUCAACUUGCUCAAUUCCGAAUUGGUUGAUGCUGCACAGAAAUUGAAUGAAGCAAAGUCUCCUACUCCGCCCAAAAAUGAUCCAGAUUCUGUGCCUAAGACUCUAGAAGAACCCAUCAUCCCUGUGCAAAUUGCUAACAAUGAUAACAAUGUUGCUGUGGACUUAUCCACACCAGCCAAAAACGUUCCAGAGCCGGAAGAAAAUGUCGAACAACGCAGUAAUUAUUUUGAGGCAAACAACUACAUGUCACACUGUUCAGCAGCAGGAUCUUGCUUUUCUGAAGUUAACGCCCCUAUUGAUCAACAACACAGAAUUUUUGUAUUUCCUCAAGAUAAUCCUGGCUAUGAAAUGGUGUAUCCUGUGUUGGACUUGAACAAUCCCGAACAGCCUACUUUGAUUGAGAGGCCUGCUGAACAAGUAUUGGUUCCGCAACAAGUAACAGUAAAUCCUUUUGUCGAAGCCGUGCCGAAUUUCCAGCAAUUACCGCGCGAAAUACCUCAUAAUGCCAUCACAGAACCAGCAUUGGCUGCUUCAGCUCUGCUUUCCUCUUUGGGAAUAACCCCUGGGGUAAGCACUCCAAUUGUUUUCCAACAAAAACAACCACAACCAACUAGAGUUGCUCCUACUCUGGAAGCAACUGCAUCAGCUGCAACUGCACCAGCUGCAAGUGUACCAGCUGCAACUGUACCAGCUGCAAGUGUACCAGCUGCAACUGUACCAGCUGCAACUGCGCCAGCUGCAACUUCACAGGUACACAUUCUUCCAGAAACAUUAGUCAACGGCGCAGUCAAUGUGGCUGCGACCGCAAUAAGCACUGCCCGAUCUGUUAUUAACAUGAUUAGGCCUCAGUCUCCUGGAAGAUGGGUGAACGGCCAUUGGGUGAGUGCCAAUCCACAAUCACCCAGAGAAGCUAAUCUACAAGCCCUAGCCGAAAUGGGUUUUUGGAAUCGCGAUCUGAACGCCACCCUUUUGGCGAGGUUUAACGACGAUCUGAAUCGUGUCGUGGCUGAAUUGGUCCAAUAAAUAUUUGCUUAUUGAAAUGCAAUUUAUUAAUUUUUUAAUAUUAAUAUUUUAUAAGUAUUCGUUUAGUGGGUGUUUUCUAUGAGGCACGGGCCCUAUUACUGGUCCAAUAAAUAUCGGCUUCUUGAAAUACACUUUCUUUUUUUAAAUAUUUUAUAUUCAUUUACAUAUUAGUUUUUUUUUAGUAGGUAUUUAGUUAGUAGGUGUUUGUUCUUUAUGGGGGUAAUUAACAAUAAUAUAAUUGAAUAAGUGCCCCUUGAUCUUAUUAGGUCUCUGCAGAAAUCCCAAACCAGUCAGAGUCAAUUUCAUUAGUUCUUUUCACGUGGCUCCGGUUUAACUAACCGGGUUACAAAACGGUCAGAGAAAUGACAUACCGUUUUCCGGUUACAAAGUGACGUGUGGAUACCUACCACUCGAAUUUGAGCGGUAUGUUGCGGUUUGUUAAACCAGAACCACCUGAAAAGGGUUAUUGGUUGAAACUUGUUUUCUGACUGUUUUCAACCAAUUAAAUUCGCUCCGAGUGGUUUGUGAUUUCUGCAGAAACAGACCUAUUGAAUAGCAAUUUUGGUAUUUGGUGUUUCUUUAGAGUGAUAUUCGAAUUUUAAUUCUUUCAAAUUUAUAAUUAGUUUAUGAUAGAUAGUUGAUAUAGCAAAUACCUAAAAAAAAUUCUAUGCACCGAGAGUUUACCCCUAAGUUGUAGAACACCGCAUGGCUAUAAAUCAUGCAAAAUAUAAAGAGAGGACGGGCUCUACCUGAAAUUCUCAAAAUGUUUUGUGGUCAUGAAAUUUUGUGAAGAAAUAUAAUUUUUACAGAUAGGUAUUUACAUUUCGUAUUUAUUUAAAAUGCAAUAUAAUAUUCAUCUAAUGCUGAGUAUAGAUUAUUAUACUUUUAUUAUUAUUAUUAUUACAUAUUGUUUACAAGUAAAACAUUAUCUAACUUAACACAACAUUUUGUUUUGUUUGGAAAGCGCUGGAAUUUUGGUAUAAAUCUUGUUCAAAAACUUUGACAGGCCCUAUAUUAAUUCAGGUGCUGGUGUACCAUUUUUCAAAAUUACUUUGAAAUAUAAUUUUGUCAAGUAAUAUUUUUUUAUGGAGUAAAUUUUAAAUAGGCAACUACUCUAUAGACAUUGAUUUUUGACGUAGGUAACUCAAAAAUUUUAAAAUUAGUUUGAAAAAGGACUUUAUAGAACUAAAUGUAAAUUCGUUCACUUGGUCUUGUACCAAUGUCAGCCCUGUGUUUUACAACUUAUAGGGAACCUCUGGAUGCACAGACUAUAUUAUAUUUAUGUGUAUAAUCCCUAUGUGAUAAUCUUUUAUUAUUAAAAUUAUAUUUAAUCAAUAAAUGGUAGCUAUGUAUGUGUUUAUUAUGAAAUUCAAAAUAAACCUCUGGGCCAAAUUUGAA